Hippocampus comes (tiger tail seahorse) is the source of this 2541-nucleotide messenger RNA. It is a transcript of the gene egr1, whose product is annotated as early growth response 1. The record is from RefSeq and is a predicted model, not a curated record. Gene Ontology annotation, biological process: regulation of transcription by RNA polymerase II. Gene Ontology annotation, molecular function: RNA polymerase II cis-regulatory region sequence-specific DNA binding; DNA-binding transcription factor activity, RNA polymerase II-specific. Bases 1 to 1536 code for a protein of 511 amino acids. The transcript is spliced from 2 exons. NCBI's taxonomy places the organism in Eukaryota, Metazoa, Chordata, Actinopteri, Syngnathiformes, Syngnathidae.
AUGGCUGCAGCCAAGACUGAGAUGCUCCUCCCAGCACUGCAGAUCUCGGAGCCUCUGAGCUUCCCUCACUCACCCAUGGAUAACUACCCCAAGCUGGAGGAGGUGAUGAUGCUUAGUUCUGCGGGGACACCCUUCCUCACGGCAUCCGCGCCCGAAGGUGCCGGCUUUGGCUCCGGGGAGCCAGGGGAGCAGUACGACCACCUUGCUGGGGAUACACUCCCUGACAUCGCCUUCAACUGUGAGAAGACAGUUGGGGAGCAGACGUACCCCACUCCAAGACUGCCUCCAAUCUCCUACACGGGUCGCUUCACUCUCGAAACUGCCACCACCUGCAGCAACAGCCUUUGGGCGGAGCCUAUUUUGGGCCUGUUCACUGGUCUGAUGGGCAACAUUCCCGCGAGCUCGAGCACUUCAUCUGCAAACUCACAAAACUCAUCCUCCUCAUCCUCAUCCGCCCCAACUUCAUCCUCUUCGCCCUCUUCUACCUCCUCUUCGUCACAGAGCUCCAGCCUUACGUCCUCCAUUCACCACAACGAGCCUAACCCCAUCUACUCAGCCGCCCCAACCUACUCCAACCCCAACUCAGACAUCUUUCCGGACCAGGGCCAAGCCUUCCCCAGUUCUAAUGGAGGCGGGCAGUACCCUCCUCCUGCCUACCCUAACAGUAAAACGUGCAGCACGAGCUUUCCCGUGCCCAUGAUUCCUGACUACCUGUUCCCACAGCAGCAGGGAGAGAUCAGCCUGGUGCCACCUGACCAAAAGCCGUUCCAGAGUCAGUCAAGCCAGCCCUCUCUCACCCCUCUGUCUACCAUCAAGGCCUUCGCCACUCAGACGGGCUCUCAAGACCUCAAGAGUGUCUACCAGUCUCAACUGAUUAAGCCCAGCCGCAUGCGCAAGUAUCCCACCCGACCGAGCAAGACGCCCCCGCACGAGAGGCCCUACGCCUGCCCGGUGGAGACCUGCGACCGCCGCUUCUCGCGCUCCGACGAGCUGACGCGCCACAUUCGCAUCCACACGGGCCAGAAGCCCUUCCAGUGCCGCAUCUGCAUGCGCAACUUCAGCCGCAGUGACCACCUGACGACGCACAUCCGCACGCACACGGGCGAGAAGCCCUUCGCCUGCGAUAUCUGCGGACGCAAGUUCGCUCGCAGCGACGAGAGGAAGAGGCACACGAAGAUCCACCUGCGGCAGAAGGACAAGAAGGCAGAGAAAGCGGCGGCGGUGCCUGUGUCAGCCCCUGUGUCGGCCGCCUCGCCUGCCUCGAGCUUCCCUUCGCCCAUCACUUCAUACUCCUCCCCAGUGUCUUCUUACCCGUCCCCUGUCACUUCCUGCUACUCGUCUCCAGCUCACACAUCCUAUCCGUCUCCCUCGAUCGCAACCACCUACCCUUCAGUGUCCAUGUCGAGCACCUUCCACUCCCAGGUGGCCUCUCCUUUCCCUUCUUCCGUCGCCUCCAACCUCUACAGCUCCCCUGUGCCAACCCCAAUGUCAGACCUGCAGACCACCCUCUCCCCAAGGACAAUCGAGAUCUGCUAAAAUCGCUUUCCAUGGAUCAUUUGAAGAGAUGCGCGACAGCAUCUAAAGACUCCAGAGACUGUUGUUCCCCCGCUCCCCCCCCCCCAAAAAAAAAGAAAAAAAAAAAGAAAAAGAAGCACUUUUGUGACUGCUCUCUGUGCAGUGUUGGGUCAAUCCUGAGAUUUUUUUUUUUUUUUUAAUCCCACCAGAGAGAAAAGGACACAUGUCAAGAACUGGGCAAGGAUUUGCUUCCUUUCUGCCACAGCUUUGACAAACAAAUGCAGCACUUCACAUGCAUAAAGGACUGAACAAAAAGAGAUGGAUCCAGCACCGUUGGUUCUUUACUCUCAGGUACAAACAAAACAAAACAGAGAAAAAGUGAAGAUUGCCAACAGCUGCAGUGCUCAAACACAUCCGCCCUUUGUAGGCAUGCAUACAGUUCAAGAGACAAUGACUGAUAUACAUAAGCUACCAUAUGUAUAUUUUACUUGUGCCAUUUUUCGUUCUUAUCAUUCUUUGAUAUUAUUGAUGUGAAAAUGAUUUGCAUAUUUGCAUUGUAUUAUUUGAAGUGAGCAGGGCCACGAUUUCUACAUACUUUCUCUAUUAUGUAGUGAUGCUGCUGUGAUACGUUUUAUUUAGAAAAAGGACAAAAAAAAAAGCACUUGCGUAUUCAAGCAUGAGUAGGAGUGAUGGUUGUUUCUAUUUGUAAAUAUCAUCCACCGGUACUCUUUUUCUCUUUCUUACAUGUGACAUAUCGUUGAGGAGAGAAAAGUAAAAGAAAAGAGCAUUUCCUCACCGCCAGAAAAAAAAACACAACAAAAAGGACAAAUGCUCCCGUUAUUUGGUGCCUUUUGUGAAGCCUUGCUGAUAUUGUGAAUCGGCUGCGUGCGCGAGAGAGGAUGCGCUGCAUCUCGCCUUAAGGACUGAGGGAAUAUUUUUGUUACAGAAUGUAAGUCACACUCGAAGGGAAGAAAAUGGGAUGAGGGCAUUGCUUCGUUUAAUUAGAAUGUAAGCAAAAAAAAAAAA